AUGGCAAAUGAGGGAAGCGCUGGUGAUACUUCAUUACCUGUGAGAUACGUAGACCCGUGCGAGUUCGACGUACAGAUCCGGUGGUGGCCUCACAACACCGCGUUCACAAUCGAGAGGUGGCUGGAGGUGUGGAAAGGAACAGCGAGUCCCCAUGAUGUGGACACUACCAAGCCUUCUGUUCAGCAACAGGUUCACCCAAACCUUUCAGCAAAAGAAGAUUCCCUCUAUUACAUUGAAGAGUUGAUAUUUCAGCUGCUAAACAAACUAUGCAUUGCUCAGCCACGGACUGUCCAAGACGUAGAGGAGCGCGUUCAAAAGACAUUUCCUCAUCCAAUAGACAAGUGGGCGAUUGCUGAUGCGCAGUCUGCUAUAGAGAAACGAAAAAGAAGAAACCCUCUCCUGCUCCCUGUGGACAAAAUACAUCCUUUAUUAAAGGAGGUCCUAGGUUAUAAGGUAGAUUACCAUGUCUCUCUGUAUAUUGUGGCUGUCUUAGAAUACAUCUCAGCUGACAUUUUAAAGCUGGCUGGAAACUAUGUUUUCAAUAUACGACACUUUGAGAUCUCCCAGCAGGACAUUAAAGUAUCAAUGUGUGCUGAUAAGGUUUUGAUGGAUAUGUUUGAUCAGGAUGACAUUGGUUUGGUUUCUCUCUGUGAAGACGAGCCCUCUUCUUCUGGAGAACUCAACUACUAUGACCUAGUGAGAAACGAAAUUGCAGAAGAAAGGCAAUAUCUGCGGGAGUUGAAUCUGAUAAUAAAAGUAUUUCGGGAAGCUUUCCUAUCAAACAGAAAAUUGUUCACACCUUAUGAUAUCGAUGUGAUAUUUAGCAACAUUUCAGACAUUCAUGAGCUGACGGUGAAGCUUUUAGGAUUGAUUGAGGAUACUGUUGAAAUGACUGAUGAAAGCAGUCCUCAUCCGCUGGCUGGCAGCUGCUUUGAGGAUCUCGCAGAGGAGCAAGCCUUUGAUCCCUAUGAAACCCUGUCCCAGGAUAUUCUCUCUCCACAAUUUCAUGAGCAUUUUAAUAACUUAAUGGCAAAACCUGCUGUUGCUCUCCACUUUCAGUCUACUGCUGAAGGGUUUAAAGAAGCUGUGCGAUACGUCCUCCCACGACUCAUGCUUAUCCCGGUCUAUCACUGUUUGCACUACUUUGAGUUACUGCAGCUUCUGAAUCUGCAGUGCAGCAUGGAGCGCAUUUACAGCAAACACUCCCCAAGACGUCGGCCUGGGGAGGCAGUCUGUCGCUUCUAUAACCGACAAAUAAGAAGCAAGCACUUGGCCAUCAAGAAAAUGAAUGAAAUCCAGAAAAAUAUUGAUGGCUGGGAAGGCAAAGAUAUUGGGCAGUGCUGUAAUGAAUUCAUCAUGGAAGGUGGCUUGACAAAAAUAGGAGCCAAACAUGAACGCCACAUCUUUCUCUUUGAUGGUUUAAUGAUCAGCUGUAAAACGAAUCACGGUCAGUCCCGGCUUCCUGGUUACAGCAAUGCGGAGUAUAGACUGAAGGAAAAAAUUAUCAUGAGGAAAAUACAGAUUAUUGAUAAGGAUGACACAUCUGAAUACAAACAUGCUUUUGAACUGGUGUCUAAAGAUGAAAACAGUAUUCUGUUUGCUGCCAAGUCUGCCGAAGAGAAGAGUAAUUGGAUGGCCGCUCUGAUUUCCCUCCAGUAUCGCAGUACUCUGGAUAGGAUGCUCGACUCGGUAUUACUGCAAGAAGAAAAUGAACAGCCACUGAGGUUGCCCAGCCCGAAUGUGUAUCGUUUUGUAGUGGAAGACUCGGAGGACAACAUUGUUUUUGAAGACAACUUGCAAAACAGGAAUGGCAUUCCUAUCAUCAAAGGAGGAACGGUUGUGAAAUUAAUCGAAAGGUUAACGUACCAUAUGUAUGCAGAUCCUAAUUUUGUACGUACUUUCCUUACCACAUACCGCUCCUUUUGCAAGCCCCAGGAACUGCUGAGUUUACUGAUUGAAAGGUUUGAAAUCCCAGAGCCGGAGCCUACUGAAGCAGACAGGCUGGCAAUUGAGAAAGGAGAGCAACCUAUCAGCGCAGACCUUAAGCGAUUUCGCAAGGAAUAUGUCCAGCCAGUACAACUCAGAAUAUUAAAUGUUUUUCGUCACUGGGUAGAGCACCAUUUUUACGAUUUUGAAAGAGAUCUGGAGUUGCUAGAGAGAUUGGAGACGUUUAUUUCCAGUGUCAGAGGAAAAUCCAUGAAGAAGUGGGUGGAAUCAAUUGCUAAAAUCAUCAAGAGAAAGAAAGCUCAAGCAAAUGGCAUUAGUCACAACAUCACCUUUGAGAGCCCGCCUCCCCCCAUCGAGUGGCACAUCUGGCGAGUGGGGCACAGCGAAUCGCUGGACCUCAUGACUCUGCAUCCUAUAGAAAUUGCUCGACAGCUGACGCUUCUUGAGUCUGACCUUUAUAGGGCCGUACAGCCUUCUGAACUCGUUGGUAGUGUGUGGACUAAGGAAGAUAAGGAAAUUAACUCCCCAAAUCUAUUGAAAAUGAUUCGUCAUACUACAAAUCUUACUCUUUGGUUUGAAAAGUGCAUUGUGGAAACCGAGAACUUUGAAGAGCGAGUGGCUGUGCUGAGUAGGAUUAUAGAAAUCCUGCAGGUUUUUCAGGAUCUGAAUAAUUUCAAUGGUGUGUUGGAGAUUGUCAGUGCAAUGAACUCUGUGUCCGUGUACAGACUAGAUCACACAUUUGAGGCACUACAGGAAAGAAAGAAAAGAGUUUUGGAUGAAGCAGUAGAAUUAAGUCAAGAUCAUUUUAAAAAGUAUCUCGCUAAGCUCAAGUCAAUCAAUCCACCCUGCGUGCCUUUCUUUGGAAUAUACCUAACAAAUAUUUUGAAGACAGAAGAAGGGAAUCCUGACUUCCUUAAAAGAAAAGGGAAAGAAUUAAUUAACUUCAGUAAGAGGAGAAAAGUGGCUGAAAUUACAGGAGAAAUUCAGCAGUAUCAAAACCAGCCUUACUGUUUACGGAUAGAGCCAGAAAUUCGGAAAUUCUUCGAAAAUCUCAAUCCUAUGGGGAAGAUACCGGAAAAAGAGUUUACAGAUUAUCUGUUCAACAAGUCAUUAGAAAUUGAACCUCGAAACUGCAAGCAACCACCUAGAUUUCCUAGAAAAACAACGUACCCCCUGAAAUCUCCCGGGAUAAGGCCCAAUACUGGCAGACACGGCUCCACCUCUGGCACCUUGCGAAGUCAUCCGUUGCCACUUGAAAAGGAACCCAGCAAGAUAAGUUUCAGUAGAAUCACUGAGGCAGAGCAUGAAUCAACAGUAUCGGCACCAACUUCUCCAAACACACCAUCCACGCCACCGGUGUCUGCUUCAUCAGAGUUCAGUGUAUUUUUAGACAUUGAUCUCAACAGUUCUUAUGGUAACAGCAGCAUCUUUGCUCCUGUCAGUUUGCCACAGUCGAAGACUUUCUUCAGCUCGUGGGGUAGCUUUCCUAAACUAAGUGAUGAGCCGCAAAACCCUCCUCCGCUUCCUCCACGGAAGAAGAUGGAUCAGGAUGCUUCUAAUGCUAAGGGAAGUUUGAAGUCGGAUGACGAUCCUCCAGCAAUUCCACCUCGGCAGCCGCCGCCUCCAAAGAUACAGCCUCGUGCUCCCGCUUACACUAACCCCUUUGAGCAGCCGCUGCACAGUCCUCCUCCUCCACCCCCCCGGGACCCUCUUCCUGAUACUCCACCACCGGUACCGCUCCGGCCACCCGAACACUUUAUCAACUGCCCUCUAAACCUCCAGCCGCCGCCGGUGGGACGCUUGCACAGAGAGCCUGACUGGUUGAGGGAGGCGAGCACAGGCCCCAGCUCUCCCGGCACUCCCCCCAGCACGCCCUCUCCCAGGGCGCUGCGCCGCUGCUAUGUGAUCAGCGCCAGUCACAACAACCUGGCCCACCCGCCUGCACCCCCGGUCCCACCCCGGCACAAUUCGAGCCCUCAGUUACCAAAACUGCCACCAAAGACUUACAAAAGGGAGCUCUCCCACCCUCCUUUGCACAGACUGUCUUUGCUAGAAAAUGCAGAAACUCCUCAAUGACCUUAGCCAUAGUAGUCAUUGACACUGGAAUAGUAUUUGUAAAGUUCCUCUUUUUUAUUUAUUCAAAAAAGGCAGUGUAUUCUAGUACUUUCACAAAUUACGCUCUUAAAGUGCUGCUGAUCAAAAAAAAAAAAAAAAAGUUUAAAUUGGAAAAAUAAAACUAGACACACUCUAGCCUGCGUCUGUUCGACAGCAUUACCCUCAGGUGAUCAGCAGCAUUGCCUUGUUUCACAUCCUCAGUGCCGACAGCUAUGCCAGUACACAAAAUAUAUCUUUUGCACUGUAAACUACACUAAAGGAAUUUAAACUGACGUCGUUUAAUUGCACUGAGCCAAAAAAGGUGCGUCUGUGGAAUUUUUUCAAAUUUGAGCACUAGUGGCCUUUUUUUUUAUUAUUAAAAAAAAAUAACCAGAACAAUGGGAUGAUUACACAACGCGAGGAUACACAGUGUUACUGAUUUUAAACCUCUGGCCACUUGCCUUCUAACUUUGCGUAAGCUCGGAGGUUCAUGAGUGACAGCUACUGUUCUCAAAUAUUUUAAUGCCGUGUCUUAAUUGCCAUUGAUUUGCUGCUGAAGACAAAAAAGAAAAAUAGGUUGGAAUCUAAAUACCAAAAUACUCAGUUGAUGAUUUUGAGAAAGGACGGACAAGGACUACCUGUCGCGGAUAGCGGAAAGGAUCCCUAGUACUUAGCAUGCAUCUUGUCCAGAUGUGCCUUUUUGUUUCGGUAGGCGAAGAUGUCUUAAGCUAAAGAGUUGUCUACUGUUCUGGAGAACAAAGCUAUAUGCCAUGUAUGUACAAUUGUUUAUAUUGUAUAUUUACAGAUAAUGCUAAUAACCUGUAUAAAUUUAAGUGACUCGAGGCCUAUAAUACAGUCUGCUACUCUUACAAUCUUUUACGGUCAGAAGUGUUUCCUCUGGCUUAGGAACAGUCUUGCCUUCCAAUCCUAGUAAUUUUCUUUAGAUCUCACUUAACUUAAUCCUGAAUCCAGUUUGGCAAUUGGUAGCAUUUAAACCAGCAACCACCUAAAGCUUUAUUAAACUUUUUAAACUGAUAAGUGAAUGGAACUUUUAUUUGCCAGUUGAACUACUUGUUUGAACUGGUUGUGAGAGUGAGUCUGUUUUACUGGUAGUACUGUAGCAGCAUUUAUAAAGUGGCCAGAAGCCACAUUUUAUUUACUGGUCUGUGGCCUUUUACUGUGCUUUGUAUCAGAGUUCUUAACAAGAUUAAUAAAUCACCCCAGUCUUAAUUUUUAAGA
Egretta garzetta (little egret) is the source of this 5280-nucleotide messenger RNA. It is a transcript of the gene SOS2, whose product is annotated as SOS Ras/Rho guanine nucleotide exchange factor 2. Gene Ontology annotation, biological process: Ras protein signal transduction; positive regulation of GTPase activity. The coding region runs from base 1 to 4023 and encodes 1340 amino acids. The transcript is spliced from 24 exons. NCBI's taxonomy places the organism in Eukaryota, Metazoa, Chordata, Aves, Pelecaniformes, Ardeidae. Gene Ontology annotation, molecular function: guanyl-nucleotide exchange factor activity; protein heterodimerization activity. Gene Ontology annotation, cellular component: plasma membrane. The record is from RefSeq and is a predicted model, not a curated record.